Molecule: messenger RNA, 1935 nt
Organism: Thelazia callipaeda (thelaziosis nematode)
Lineage: Eukaryota; Metazoa; Nematoda; Chromadorea; Rhabditida; Thelaziidae
Source: the annotation of a GenBank genome assembly
AUGGACGAUACUUUGCUUCCAGGAACACGUAAAAAGUCUUCCGGGAAAUAUGAGGUUGACAGAGGGCGCCAUAGUGAAAGCUACAUUACCGCUGUUCGUGGUAAUCGUCCUGCUGAAGCAAAAGCGAUUCCUUUAGAUGUAUUAGACAAGGAUGGUGAUCAUGCGCUAGCUUCACCGCUUCUGCAAACUGAACCUUUAGUACAAAAGAAAGAAGAGAAAGUUUGCGGAUACUCUCUUGCUGAAUUGGAACGAUAUAGAAACGAUCCUAUUUGGAAAACUUUGAGAUGGCUUCUCUUCUUAUUAUUUUGGCUGCUAUGGAUCCUAAUGUUUCUUGCUGCAAUCCUUAUUGUCAUUUUUAGUCCAGGCUGUGUUCCGAGAGCUGUACCACACUGGUGGCAUAAUGCUAUUGUAUGGGUACCUUCAUUCCAAGAUUCAGAUGGAAGUGGCAUUGGAGACUUCGUUGGCCUCUCAGAUCGUCUGGAAAAUUUACGACGUCUCGGUAUUCAAGCAUUGUGGCUGAAUCCAUUUCUUCUCUCUGAUAAUUUCAGUGAUGCUGUUCUUGAUCAUUUGACAGUAGAUUCAAGACUGGGUGUUAAUAGCGAUGCUCAUAACUUAAUCGAUGCUAUUCAUGAUAAGGGAAUGAAAGCUGUGAUAAGCUUACCAGUUGGCGUUACAUCUAUCAAACAUAGUUGGUUUAAUCGAAGUUCACAGGCAUCUUUGAAAGAGAACUCAAACUUUUCGGAUUACUAUCACUGGAGACAGCCAGUUGAAGAUAGCCCUUUUAUAUCAAAAUAUAAUAACUUCUCUUAUAUUCAUUACGAAAAUCGACCUGACUGGCCCGUUUUAAAUUGGCAAAGUGACUUUGUUCGUCAAAACAUGUUUGAUGUGAUAUCAUACUGGAUUGAUAAGGGCAUUGAUGGCUUCUAUCUGAGUGGUAUCGAAUAUCUUGCCCGUUUGCAGCUAGGACAUGUGGCAGACUGGCCACAUAUUUUGGAUAUUCUUCGAGAUAUCAGAAAUCAUGUUAACUCAUAUGCAAAAGAAAGUUCGAUGGGUGAAACGAAACAAAUUGUUUUAUUUGGUAUGAGGGACAACGCAAAAGAAACUCAGAAAAAAGAUCUAGUAUUGAGUGGGCUGGAUACGGUAAUUAAUUACGAGUUAGGAGGUAUUGGAAAAGACAAUAGAAUUUGUCACCAUUCUGAAGGCAAUGUUGGUGGAUGCGUUUAUGAAAUACUUUCUGAACUGGUACAGUUUCACGAAGCAGAAAAUAUACCUGCAAUGUGGGAGUUUGGCAGCACACGAUUGUCCAGAGUAUCAUCUCGUGUAAAGUCGUCGAAACAAGCUGAACUAUUAACUAUGGUUCAGUUACUUCUACCGGGUACUAAUAGUAUCUAUUAUGGCGAAGAAAUUGGAAUGUCAGACCUGCCGACAAAUUCUUCAUUUGUACCAGUACAAAAAGGGGCGAUGCAGUGGGAUGAUUCUGUAAAUGCUGGGUUUUCAAGUGCAGCUUCACCUCUUAUUCCAGUCCAUCCAGAUUUUGUGAAUAAUAACUGGGCUAAUCAAUACAGUUCCUUGCGAUCACAUUUGAAAACAUUUAAAAAAAUGGCACAGUUACGAAAAGUCGAUGAGACACUUGCUCUUGGAUCUAUCAUUAUAGGAGAGCUUAUAAAUAGUGCUUUCACGAUCGUUCGACACUCUGUUGGAAGAAACAACUCCGAGAAAAAUAUAUAUUUGGGAGCGUUCAAUUUUGGUUCAGUUAGUGUUUCGAUUCCGAUUCUAGAUACAGUGCUUACUCUUGAACCAAAAUUAGAUCAUGCUAGAGUAAUGGCAUGUAGUACCAAUGCGAUGCAAUAUUACUAUCGUCAACUGAUUGAUCUCACUGAUGAUCCCCUGAUUCUGCAGCCAGAACAAGGCGUUGUGUUUAAAUUUUCAAACUAA